AGAGUCGCACUCGCAGCUCAACCAUGAACUUAAAUAACGGCUGCACUUCCACGGGCUGAGGUGAGUCCGGGUUUCUCUCCACGUCCACACUUGUUCCUCUACUUCACACUCACCUUUAUCACCAGGUGUGUGUGUGUUCGCAGUGUUUGUGUGCGCCUGCAGAGCACCGCCGGCCAUGCCCGUCACAUCCCAGCUGCUCAGGGGUUUGCCCCGUGCCAAGGUCUUAGCCUCCAGUCUGUUACCAUGCCAACAACACCAGUCCCAGUUCGGACCCGCCGCUCACCGACCCGCCACGCGACACCCGUCCCACGCGUGGCAGAGACACCAGCCGUCGAGAAGCUACGGGAAAACCUCAGCGCUCCACAGCUACAUCCUCACACCGCCGCAGGUCAACUCCAUCCUCAAAGCCAACGAGUACAGCUUCAAGGUGCCAGAGUUUGAUGGUAAAAAUGUGUCUUCAGUGAUGGGGUUUGAAAGCAAUCAGCUGCCAGCAAACGCUCCCAUAGAAGAUCGCCGCAGUGCAGCAACAUGCCUGCAGACCAGAGGGAUGCUGCUGGGCGUGUUCGAUGGCCACGCCGGCUGCGCCUGCGCACAGGCGCUCAGUGAGAGGUUGUUUUACUACAUCGCUGUGUCCCUGCUGCCCCACGACACUCUGUGUGAGCUGGAGGCAGCGGUGGAGGCCGGCAGAGCCCUCAGUCCCAUCCUGCAGUGGCACAAACACCCCAACGACUACUUCAGCAGGGAGGCUCAGACGCUCUACUUCAACAGCCUCAGAACGUACUGGCAGGAGCUGAUCGAUCUGACCAGUCCAGGCGAGGUUCCAGAGACUCGCGAGGCUUUGCUGAACGCCUUCAAGAGGCUGGACAACGACAUUUCUCUGGAGGCUCAGGUUGGAGAUCCGAAUGCCUUUCUGCACUACUGGGUUCUGAGAGUGGCCUUUUCUGGAGCGACGGCCUGCGUGGCUCACAUCGACGGACCAGACCUCUUCAUAGCCAAUGCAGGAGAUGCUCGGGCGGUGCUGGGGGUGCAGGAGGAGGACGGUUCGUUCAGCGCUCACACUCUCUCUAACGACCACAACGCCCAGAACGAUGAGGAGGUCGCUCGGAUACGAGGCGAACAUCCUCCAUCGGAGAGGAAGACGGUUAUUCGUCAGGACCGGCUCCUCGGCCUCCUCAUGCCGUUCAGGGCGUUCGGUGACGUGAAGUUCAAGUGGAGCAUUGAGCUGCAGAAGAGAGUGUUGGAGUCUGGACCUGAUCAGCUCAACGAAAACGAACACACCAGGUUUAUCCCCCCCAACUACCACACGCCGCCCUACCUGACCGCAGAGCCGGAGAUCACGUACCACAAGCUGAGGCCGCAGGAUCGAUUCCUGGUGAUCGGCUCCGACGGCCUCUGGGAGACCCUCCACCGGCAGGAGGUGGUCCGCAUCGUCGGCGAGUAUUUAACGGGGGUGCACCAGCGUCAGCCGCUCACGGUCGGGGGCUACAGGGUCACCUUGGGACAGAUGCAGGGGCUGCUGCAGGAGAGGAAAGCUCGGGUGUCUUCGGCCUUCGAGGACCACAACUCGGCCACCCACCUGAUGCGCCACGCGGUGGGAAACAACGAGUUCGGCACCGUGGACCACGAGAGGCUUUCCAAGAUGCUGUCGCUGCCCGAGGAGCUGGCCCGCAUGUACCGCGACGACAUCACCAUCAUCAUCACUCAGUUCAACCCCCACGUGAUCGGAGCACAGAGGCAGGAAGGACAGUCCUGAUUGAAGCCGUUCACUCAGCAGCACACACACUUCUACAGGUCUAAGCACACUCUGUGGACAAACAGGUUACCGCCACAUCUGUCCAGCAGGGGGAGCUCAGUGUUUUAACACUAUAUGUUUAAGAGUUUCUAUGUUUGUAUGCAGUGCUACAGGUAGUCUGGUUUCCUAUCGAGUUUAAAGCUGGAUCUCUUUUACAGCUCGUUAUUUAUGCUGCCGCUGUCAUCUGGCAGAUGUUUUCAUACACCAAUCUCUCUGACGCUGUUACAAACUGACUUCAGUGCCAAAACUUUCAACCUCCUCAGCCUCAGCAGGGUUUAAAUUGUUGAAAUUCCAAAGAGGGUGAACGAGUAAAGAGGCCUUUGACAGCACUGACUCCACCUUAUGGACUUUAGCUGGGUUGUCCCAUUAUAGCAGCACCCUCUCUUUCUGUACUGUCUGGUUGUGUUACUUGGAGAGCCCGACCGAUACUGGAGUUUUGGAAGGUUAAAAAAAAAACCAACACAAAUUGGCUGAGUUCUCCAGAGACUUUGUGCUCGUUGCGACCAAAGAACCCAUGUAGAACCUCUUCAGGGCCAGUUUCAGGUAGACAAAAGCAGCUCUGUGGUUGGUACUUCUUAGCGGUUCUGCGGACAUCGAACCUGAUUGGCCUCAUCCGGUAGCAGUCUUUUUCUUUUAAGCUUAACAAUCAGUAAAAUUGUCAAUUGGGGGGGGAGGGGAGAAGUUGCUGAAAGGACUGAUUAGGGGACUGUUUCUGUAAACAUUGGUCCCAUCUAUGCAGCCAAAAUAAUGGGGUCAUUGUUUAUUUAUUUACUGGCAAUGUAAUUCAAAAACUGCCACCGAGACUCUGCUUAACUCCGUAUCGUGGGAUUCCUACUCUGCUACAUGCGCUGCAGAUAGGCAAGCUUUUAACAACUCCGUUUCUAAAUUGCCACCAAGGAUUAUGCUCUGUAAAAGAAAGUUUUCACAUCGAAAGGUCGGUUGGGCUCUACUCAUUUGCAUUCAUGAGGAUUUUGUUCCCUUUCUAGAUUACCUUUGUUGUUACAAGGAGGCCUGUUGCAUCUAUUUUUUUGUUUUUUUUCUGCAUGUCACUGUAUGAUACUCUUAGUACCGUCCAGACAUAUAGUCAAUACUUCAUUCUACAUUUACAGUACUGUCUGGAUGUUUUUACUUUGGCUCUGCUGCAGCUCACCAGAGUGAAUUGAAACAAUCAGAUUUAAGGUGUUUGCGUCCGUAUUGAGUGAAUGGCGUAGGAUGUGGGAGCAAGUAUACUAAAUUGUAGCGGACAAGGUUGCAUUUUAGCAUCUGGAAGAUAAAUCUGAGGGGUCACAAGUGGAAUAUAAGGAGUCGGGAGACGUAAUUCUGUUACAGGGAAUUUAUUUAACUAACAGCACACCGUAAUCAGACUGUUAUUCAUUUUAAAAGCCAUAAAUGUUCAGAAACGCUGAGAUAGUGAUUGUUUUCUUCUCAAAUCCAGUGUUCUGUAGCACCGGGCAAACACCACUACAGGUAAACCGACUCACCUGGCAUUUCUGUGACAUCAUCACUUAGUUACUGUGCAACUUCUUCACUUUAAAACAUACUAAUGAAGUGAAUUAUUCUCCGUUUUCCAUAUAUAAUGUACCACUACUUGUGAAGGUCAGCGUCUGAAUUAUAUCACAGCUUCUUUGCCAAAUAUCGUAAGGCUAAGAUACAUGUUUUUUUUAUUCUUUUUCCUUUCUGACAGGUCAUUAGCGGUGUAAUUAAUCAUUUCCUACAGUUUGGGAGAUUUUUAUUCACAACACUGAGCUUGAAAGCGACUCGUGAUUCUCUCCGGUUACUCAUGAAUCACAGGGUGGUGGAUGUUUAAGUGUAUUUAGGAAUGAGCAGAAUGUACAUUUGAGAGAAGCUGUUUGAAUAUUAAAUCUUAUUUAUUCAGCUUUAGCAGUACGUUACACGUCUUUGCUGUCAUGUGUAUAAAUUGUAACUUAUGUGGGUUAAGUUUUGUACAUGGAAUGGUUUAAUAAAAUGCAGAAUAUUCA
Messenger RNA from Acanthochromis polyacanthus (spiny chromis), 3771 nucleotides. RefSeq names its product pyruvate dehydrogenase phosphatase catalytic subunit 1 (gene pdp1). NCBI's taxonomy places the organism in Eukaryota, Metazoa, Chordata, Actinopteri, Pomacentridae. The transcript is spliced from 9 exons. The coding region runs from base 176 to 1753 and encodes 525 amino acids. Gene Ontology annotation, biological process: protein dephosphorylation. The record is from RefSeq and is a predicted model, not a curated record. Gene Ontology annotation, molecular function: protein serine/threonine phosphatase activity; cation binding.